Molecule: messenger RNA, 2201 nt
Organism: Podarcis muralis (Common wall lizard)
Lineage: Eukaryota; Metazoa; Chordata; Lepidosauria; Squamata; Lacertidae
Gene: CITED4
Product: Cbp/p300 interacting transactivator with Glu/Asp rich carboxy-terminal domain 4
Biological process (GO): regulation of DNA-templated transcription
Cellular component (GO): nucleus
Molecular function (GO): transcription coactivator activity
Source: RefSeq, a predicted model, not a curated record
GGAAGGGAAGAAAGAGGAGCCGCCGCCGCUUUCCUCCUUCUGCCGAGGUGACUUUCUCAGCCGGGCCAUUUGCAGCCUUCCCUUCGGAUCGCCGCCUUUGGGUGCCCAGCUUGCGAUGGCUGACCACAUGAUGAUGUCAAUGAGCCACGGGGUGAACGGGAUGCAGGGCUACCGGAUAGGCAUGAACGGGAUGCAAGGCCCUCCUCCUCAGCAGCAGCACGUGCUAAGGACGCUCCCCGCCAACCACCAGAUGAUGCAGUACGGAGGCCCUGCCCUGGACGGAGGCAUGAGGCAGAGGCCCAGCAUCAAUGGACAGAUGGGGCACCACCAGGUCCCAGGCGCCAUGAUGUUCAGCAAUCCGAGCCAGCAGCAACAACAACAACAACAACACCAGCAACAGCAACAACAACAGCAACAACAACAACAGCAACAAUACUUGGGACCGGUGGGCACUCAGCAGCUCAUGGCUAGCAUGCACUUGCAGAAACUGAACACGCAAUACCAGGGCCACCCCCUCAUGGGCAUGAGCAACGGGCCCAUCGGGGCAGGGGUGCCGCAAUACAGGAUGGGACCCGGGCAGCACCUGGGGAUGCAGCACCUGCCCUCUCCGGCCCUGACCUUGAACGUUAUGGACACGGAUCCCAUCGACGAAGAGGUCUUGACGUCUCUGGUCAUGGAGCUCGGCUUGGACCGGGUUCAGGAGCUGCCCGAACUCUUUCUGGGACAGAACGAGUUUGACUUCAUCUCGGACUUUGUCAGCAAACAGCAGACCAGCGCCAUCAGCUGUUGAGGUGGCUCUGCUGUGGGAGCUGGCGCUUCUCUUUGUGGCUUGAUCACCACCACCACACACCCCUACUUCCUGAUCUUCCCCCUGCACAGAUCUACAGGCUUUCCCAGGUCGCCCUUGCCCCCACCUCCUGGAAAUAACAAUGGACAAUCAUUUGGAGGCUCCCCACCCCACCCUCUUUUUUGCUUUGCACUGUAGUGCUCCUCUUGUGUAGGGGGAGGGGGGAGGAAUCGGAAAGGUGUCUGUGUUGUUGUUUUUUGCAGACGAGACGGCGCAGAGAUGGAGCCGUGUCCUCGGGUUGUGCCUAUGGCAGCUACAGAAUUUCAAGAAAAACAAAAUGGCCUUUUUUUUCACCUGCAUGGCCUUCUCUCUCCCCCCACCCUGCAAAAAACAACUACCGUCUUGAGUUUGGACUACAAGGGGGGGGGGCAAGUUGCUGAGAAUCCACUCCGCUGUUGGCUUUGUCAAGAAAGUCUAGCAAGCCCCUCUACAUUCAGUGUCUGGUUUUUAUUUUUAAGCCAUUCUUUCACUGAAAGAGUGGGCAGGAGGUAAAAAAUAAAUAAAUGGCUUGCUCUUCUUUGUAAGCCUCAAUCUCUUUAUUGCUCCUCAGUACUGUGGAAUUAGCAACCAGUCUCUCUCCUUGACUUGAAGAGAUCAGUGCUCUCAGGUUGUGUUUUGUUCUGUGUUCUUUUUUUACUUCCAUCGGGUUUUUGUUUUGUUUUUAAAGCGAAACUUCAGCGGAUGACAUUUUGGGGUUCGGUGCAGGGGAGAGUGGGAUUAACCAAUCGGUUAUAAGAUCCUUUGACUUCCUUUUCCAGCUACUACAAACACGGGCUUUUAAGAUGCCAUCGGAGCUCUUCUUUCUCUGCCUCUGAAACCAAAUAAAAUCCUUGUAAUUGUGUAUAUUACUGAUUCUUUUUUUUAAAAAAAAAUCUUAUUUAUCACUUGUGUGUUUCUAGUCCGUAUUUAUUUGGAAGGGCUCGGAUUUAUUUGCCUUCUGAGAUUAUUGGGAAGGGCUAACGAUAAAGGCUGGGGAAUGCAUGCCCCUCCAACACUUCCAUGGGGUUUUUGUUCUGCUAUCAGUAACUGAGAGAAAGGCUGAAAAAAACAAAAACGAGCACCCUAUCUAUCUAUCUCUCUCCCUCCCCGCUGGGGCUCAAAUGUAAAUUCUUAGUUCUUAAUUGUGUUUCUCGGAAAAGAGGAAAAUAAGUUUGCGGCUGAGCGGCUUGUUUCCUUUCUCGGUCUCGUUUCCAAAGGCUUUUGGAAAGUUUGCUGCUCAGGUUGGCAGGCCUCUGGAGCUUCUACUGUCCCCUCUUGUCGGAAGCACACAGUAGCACAUCAUUGUUGAUCGAUGAAGUGAGAAUGUACAGGUGAUUUUUUUUUCCAAAAUAAAAGCUAAAACCUCAACAUUGAA